Miscanthus lutarioriparius is the source of this 480-nucleotide messenger RNA. NCBI's taxonomy places the organism in Eukaryota, Viridiplantae, Streptophyta, Magnoliopsida, Poales, Poaceae. The record is from the annotation of a GenBank genome assembly.
AUGAUGAUCAUGGCCAACAAAUUAUAUCUGGUGGCCGUGCUCGUAGCGAGCUACGCGGCGCUGUCGUCGGCCAGGACAUUCACCGUCGGUGACGACCAGGGCUGGAUGAGCGGCAUCGACUACACCGACUGGACCAGCGGCAAGACGUUCGCGGUCGGAGACAAACUACUUUUCAGCUACGGCAGCCAGUAUCACACGGUGACGGAGGUGAGCAAGAGCGGCUACUACACCUGCUCCGGGAGCAACGCGCUGAGCGACGACAGCAGCGGCUGGACCGUCGUCACGCUCACGGCGCCCGGCACGCGCUACUUCAUCUGCAACAUCCCCGGCCUCUGCAGCAGCGGCAUGAAGCUGUCCGUCACCGUUGCCGAGAGCGGCCCCGUGCCAUCGGGCGCUACCAGGGGCACCCUGGUUCCGGCCAUGGGCUCUGUGGUCGUCGCCGUGGCCACGGGGGCUCUGGUCAAGCUCGCACUGUUCUGA